UACACCAAGUCAAAUUCAACACCAUAACCUCAGCUUGUUGUUUACUUGAUUUACUUGAUUCUGAUUGAUUGCAUUGCUUCUAAGUUGACUGUUUAUUCUAGUUUCGAGCCUUCAGUGCGAUAUAUAGAAUGGCUGCUAUAGACGUAGUAAUUGAGGAGAAAAAAGAGGAUUCAGUAGACCGGCAAAAGGUUUGUCCAUUCCUGUUGCGAGUGUUUGUCUCCUCAUCCGGCCAACACCACAAAAUAUCUGAAUACCACAAGGGAAACACGCCUAGUAAUGAGUUGCAAAUUUACACGUGGAAAGACGCCACUUUACACGAAUUGACACAACUUGUAAAAGAAGUGAAUCCGGAAGCUCGACGCAAAGGAACCAAGUUCAGUUUCUCCUUGGUCUAUCCAGACUCCAGAAGCCCGAUGUAUAGAAUGCGGGAGAUUGGCAGCACUUUCACAGGGGCCAAAGGGGCGGAUGAUCUUAAAACUUUGGGCAAUUACCGAAUCACAUUGGGCGAUUACAUGGAUAUUGCCAUUACGCCUCCAGACAACUGGAAUUCGGGACGAGGAAAAAACUACGCCAAUAAUUUUGGAAACAGGCCCAGGCCUUACUAGACACUUUUUUAUUUGCUGCUCUUCACAUUCAGUUUAGGUAUACAUUUUAUAACACUAAACACUGAGAACAUUCAUGUUCUGUAUGCACAAAAAUUUGUCUUACGUACUACCCGGGUCAGUAUUAAAGCAGCUUACUUUUCAA
Molecule: messenger RNA, 747 nt
Organism: Dendroctonus ponderosae (mountain pine beetle)
Lineage: Eukaryota; Metazoa; Arthropoda; Insecta; Coleoptera; Curculionidae
Gene: Bin1
Product: histone deacetylase complex subunit SAP18
Exons: 3
Coding region: 129-605 (158 amino acids)
Biological process (GO): negative regulation of DNA-templated transcription
Cellular component (GO): nucleus
Molecular function (GO): transcription corepressor activity; transcription factor binding
Source: RefSeq, a predicted model, not a curated record